AAUUAAUACGAUCAAAACAUUUUUAUUGAUAAUCUAAAUAAUGUAUAAGUAAUUUUUUUAAAUUAUUGUGUUCCUUAUCUUCUAAAUAUUGAUCUAUUUAUGGUUUGGUACAAUUUUGUUUCACUAAAAGGCGUAACUUAGAACUGAAACUAUAUUAUUUAUUAUUCGAAAAUUGAAAUGGAUUUUAAAAUAGAAAUGCUUUGAAAUGGAAUAUCUCGAAUUUAAAAUCGUUGUAAUUCCUCGUUACGAGAUAUCUACAGAAGAAGAAAAUGAAUACUACUUAACAAAGUUCAAGAAACACCUAUUAAAGUGCCAGUUAAAACAUGUCUCUCUGAAAGUAUUGAAAAUAGAAAGAGCUGACAAUGAAGAUUAUGUCGAAAUCGAAGAAUUAGUGCUUCAAGCCCGCGCUUCAAUAGAUAGAAACGGUCAAAAACACAGAUCCUAUUAUUAUAAUAAAUUUUGCAAAAAUUGGAAGCAGUUGUUUUUUCCAAAACCGACACCUUUGCUUCUGCUUCAUGCUAACAACAGUUUCAAAAACAAUUUUGAAACUUCUCACCUUUCAGUGUCCAUGGAGAACAUGGCAUUCGGUGUUCUGCCUUUCAAUGGUGAGUUUCACCAAUUUGCUAGCCUGAGGAAGUCUUACGUUGCUAACUUUCUGCACGAUGAACGCAAAGUCGUCCUAUUCUAUGGAGAAUAUCAAAUAACGUUCACCUAUGCCAAUAUUAGAAACAUAUUUUUCAAUAUUGAAACGAGUGAUGUUUUUUUCGAUUUGGGCAAUCCACCUCUUAUUUUUUUACUUGAGAAGAGAAAAACGAACCGCGGAAACGACAGCUUUGUCGAAUGCCUAACGCACAUCAUUAAAUGUUCGAGCGACAGUGACGAUAUUGAUUUCGACAUAAUUGGGAGGUCGAAUGUUCUUCGUUUGCGUUUCAGCCUAUCAAAAGAAAAAGAAGAGAUAGUAAGUAGGAUACAUUUUAGGUGCAGUGCGAAACCCAUAUAUUACGGUCACAUUAUUUCCAUUAAAAAGGAGAAGCCCCAAGAACUUCAUGUGGAAUGGAAUAAUUUUGGAUGUACUUAUUUGCUCACCGCCAUUUUCAGGCGGAAUUUUACAAUGGCUUCGCAGACCUCAGACGUGCGGAAGUCCCUCCAUCGUCUGUAUCGUAUCAGUUUGAAGAAUGGUAUAUACCUUGAACGAGCUCUCACACUUGCCUUAGCUGCUCUCGAUACUGGAAAAGUGGUUAAUUUCUGGUUAGCCAUCGAAAAAAUGUUCGCUUUCUAUCUGGACAACAAGAUUGAAAUCCAUUACAUCGUGCCAGAGAAAUGUCGACUGAUCAGGCGAAUCACCAUCACGCCGACUCGACACAUGUUAUGGCCACCUGAAAUAAUGAUGGGCAAUAGAAUAUUGAGGAAGUUCGACUCCGAAUAUUCUUUGCGAGUAUCAUUUCGUGAUGAUAAUCAUUCGAGAUUGAGUUUCCACGUGCCAUACGCCUUCGAGAGUGUGUUCGAUCAUGCUGUACGAUAUCCGAUGACGACAGGGAUUGAUAUUGGUUCGAGACAUUUCGAAUUCCUUGCGUGGUCCAAUUCUCAAAUACGCGAUCAUGGUGUCUGGAUGUACGCUGAAGACUCUGACGGGAACACGGCUAAUACCAUAAGAGAUUGGAUGGGCAAUUUUUCUCACAUUCGCACCGUGUCGAAGUACAUGGCAAGAAUCGGACAAUGCUUCUCUCAAACCGAAGACGCUGUUUCAGUUCCUUUCGAUUCGUUAUUCGUAAGAACAGAACCGGACAUAGAAGGCGGUUUUGAUCCAGAGAAUCGGAAAGCGUAUUGCUUCUCUGAUGGUAUAGGCAAGAUUUCCUCCGAAAUGACCUCCAAAGUGCAUGAAGGUCUUGGUCACGAUAAACACUGUAGUGCAUUUCAAAUCCGUUACGGGGGCUACAAAGGUAUGCUGGUGACAGAUCCAACACUGGAAGACACAGAUAUUGUUUUCAGAAAUAGUAUGAAGAAAUUUGAUUCACCUGACAGCAUCAAAUUGGAAAUCGCCCGAACAAGUGCACCCACUACUCUACAGUUGAAUAGACCCUUGAUUACUAUACUGAAUGAUUUGGGAGUGAGGCACAGAACAUUUUUGAAAUUGCAAGAGGAUAUGCUGCGCAACUUGACGGACAUGCUCAUCGAUGAGGAAAAGUCAUGGGAAUAUUUAACGAUGAAUACCUCUACUCACUUGUUCAAUUUUAAAACCAUCUCUGAAUCUGGAAUACAUCUGACAACGGAGCCCUUCUUCAGAUCUUUACUCUUGGCCCUUCAUCGUAAUCACGUUGAUAAAAUAAAAACCAAGGCUAAUCUCCAGAUCGAUUCAAACUUAGGAAGAAAUAUGCUGGGAGUAUUGGACGAAGUGGGCUUAUUAAAAGAGGGUCAAGUAUUUGUACAGUAUACGAAGGAUGUAACCCGUGGAGAAACAACAAAGGAUACUAUCAUAAAAACAGGCACUGUUGUAGUAACGAGAAGUCCAUGCCUUCUCCCAGGGGAUGUAAGAAAAUUAACAGCUGUAGAUAUAAAAGAAUUGCAUCAUAUCAUUGAUUGUAUAGUGUUUCCAAAAGUUGGAAAUAGACCUCACCCAAACGAAAUGUCCGGUGGUGAUUUAGAUGGAGAUGAAUAUUGUGUUUUUUGGGAUGAAGAUCUAAUAUUUCACCGUGACAAUUAUACCCCAGGCCAUUUUAGGAAUGCUUCCAGUGAAACAAACAACGCGAUAAUGGUUGAAGAUAUGAUAGAUUUUCUCGUGCAGUUCAUCAAGAAUGAUCAAGUAGGUAGCAUAGCUAGCGCUCAUCUUGCACAAGCUGAUCAGGAGAGCAUCUUCUCAGAAAAAUGCAUCACAAUCGCCAAGAAAUUCUCGUAUGCAGUGGAUUUCGCAAAGACUGGAGUGAGCACACACCUGCACGGCAAUGAGCGACCCACCAAAUUUCCAGAUUUUAUGGAGCGGCAUUUUCAAGAGAGUUACAAGUCUAAGAAGGCCUUGGGUAAAAUGUAUAGAGUCAUCAGGGACUAUGAAUCGGAAAAUGAGGAAGCCAGUUUAGCCUACUCAGACGUAAAGAUGGAUAAAGAUCUUGUUUAUCCUGGUUGGGAAAACUAUAAACAAGAUGCUAUCGAAUCCCGAAAAAAGUACUUCUCACUUCUUAAAGCAGUUCUAAGGAAUUAUGGCGUAGAGCACGAGGCGGAAGUAUUUUCUGGCGCUUUUACAAGAUUGCAUUGCCGUUUCCGUGACAGAAAGGAUAAAAGAGAUAUUGAAAAAAUAGUCAUACUUAGCAUCAAAAGUCUGGUAAAAAGUAUGAAAGACGAAUUUCUCGAAGAAUUCAAAUCGGGCGAAAUAUCAAUGCCAGACACGUCUAUGCUUCAAAAAGCUUCGGCAUGGUACGUCGUAACAUACGAUGAGAAAAACCCAAACCCCAGACUUCUAAGCUUUCCAUGGAUCGUGUCCGAGUAUUUAGCCGAGGUCAAGGUACUCAGAUGCCUGGAGAAACCAUCGCUUUUUUCACCCAUCAUUCUAAAAAUGGAACAACAGAUUCAUUCGCAAGGAUCAAGGUUCGAAACCCGAGAGGCUUUUCUUGAUGAACAGUUGGUAAAUUAUACAGUGUUUUGUGAUCUAGAUAAACUUAAAAAAGCUCUCGGUGUGUUGCUUGUCUGGGCCCAGGAUGAGCAUAUAGUUGCUCCGCCGGAUAGCAAAAACAUAGUUGGUCUGAUCAAUCGAAAUACAUUUAUCAAGCUAUUUCUAUACGUGGCAGAAAAAUCUUCUUAUGUCAGUCGAGAGAAUAAGCCUCAGAAUGUGAACUGUUCUUCAGCCUCUUUGUGUUUGGAAUUCUUGCGCUUCUGUCUGAAAUUGAGAUUUUACAACAAGCAGGAGAUAAUGGAUGUUAUUCCUUUUCCUGUGUACAGAUACACCAUUCUGUCCAAAAGAGCUGUUUUGGCUUUCCACAAGUUCGCAGUGCUCGGGGAAUUUCAAACUUUAUGCCGGGGGGACAUCCAGCGAUCGGCGGACUACAUGGAAAUGGAGCCAAUCUACAUUGAUAGCAAAUUGUUUCCUACCUUUCCAAUUGAUUAUAGAUUGAUUCAAAACGCUCAGAAUUACCUGAGGGAACACUCUGCCUGUGAUGAUGUGUGGUUGCGAAAAAUUAGGUUGACCAAAAAGAUUUUAGUGAGUGCCUUUGGAACCGAACGAUCUCUCAAGAAUCUGCGGUGCAUUUUGAGGAAAAAACCCGAAAAGUUGAGUCAUUUUUUGACAACUGGAAAAGGGCUCCAAGAUAUUGAAUAAAUGCAUCUGUUUUA
Molecule: messenger RNA, 4317 nt
Organism: Parasteatoda tepidariorum (common house spider)
Lineage: Eukaryota; Metazoa; Arthropoda; Arachnida; Araneae; Theridiidae
Biological process (GO): siRNA processing
Cellular component (GO): nuclear RNA-directed RNA polymerase complex
Molecular function (GO): RNA-directed RNA polymerase activity
Source: RefSeq, a predicted model, not a curated record